UUAAUGCAAAUGUACGUAUUAUUUUAUACCUUUUUGGAGAAUUUACUGCAUCAAUAGCGAGGUGUUUAUUCAAAACAAAUAACAGUGUAAGGCAAGGAGAAGUUUUCACUCUUUGAUCAUUCAAUAUAAAUGCUAGAAGUGGAAAAGGUUAUGAGAAAUGGAAAACAUACGAUUAGCAUUAUUACUUGUAAGCAUGUUCAGCGCAUGUGCACAAGCACAGCAGGGGAAAUGUCCAGUGGGCUGUUACUGUAAGCACAGAUUUGUAGACUGUCAAUCGUUGAUGGAUUUUCCGCUUGACCUUGCCCUUGAUACAGAGCGUAUCCGACUAUCCCAUAUGAACAUUGGUGAAAUCCCAAAGCACGCAUUCAGCUACUUACCGAAUGUUACUUUGAUUGAAAUUGAGCAGUCAAAUGUAGGAAUUAUUGCUGGGUGUGCCUUUAAGAAUAUUUAUUCUUUGCAAGAAAUAUUGUUUGAUAAAACAGUCAUCGGCAAUGUAGAAAGCUUUGCCUUUAACGGUCUGUCAAAGAUGAAACGAAUUGAAUUUCUGAAAAGUCGGAUCGGAAGGCUGAAAUCGUUUGCAUUUUAUCAGUUGUCAGAAAUUGCUAACAUUAAUUUGCUCGAAACAAACUUUCUGUACUUCUACUCGAAUGCAUUGUAUGGAAUAAACAACGUUAGCACGAUGGUUCUAACCAGCAAUAACGUCAGUGAUAUUGUAACUGACGCUUUCAGAGACGUCAAGGUAGACAAUUUGCUAGCAACAUCCAACACGUUUUGGAACAUGCACUGUGGUGUUUUAGAUGUAAUGUUUCAAUCUGCAAACACAUUUUCGUUCUCGAGUAACACAUUCUACUGUAACUGCUCCAUUUCUUGGAUGCUAAGCACAUCAGGAAGACAGAAGUAUGCAGAAAUACUCCCUGACAGCAGAUGUCACGGACCGGGAAAAAUGAACGAAACAACAAAUCUAGCAAAUGUUAAGUUUAGUGAUCUUAACUGCAAGAAUAAAAAGGAGGACGAUACGCCUACCUGCAACGAGAUUAAAAUAAAGAUAUUAAAUCCAACAUGUAAUCCCAGUGGUAGACCUGGCGGGCAAGGAAACGGAGGUACAGGAGAAGACGGGAAGGGCGACAAUGGGGCGUCAUCGCUCGUAUUUACAUUUCAAAUCUUUGUUGUUUCCUUUAUAACUGUUUUCUUGACUAUCUUAUAGAAUCAAUUUUAUUUUAGCUGUUUUUUUAUACAACACACUUCAGGUCUACAUUAGCCAAGUUUGAGAGCAUAAUGAUAACUUGUUAGUUUACGGGACCAAGAUAAUUUAAUCGGAGUCGAUUAGACAACUGCUGAAGUAAUAUUGGAAGUACUUAAUUCACGUAUUAAUGCAAGUGGUAUGAAAUCAAUUUGCUCUGUGUUAAAUAAAAAUAACAGCUGCUAUAUAUGUGUAAAUCAGUUGAAAACAUCGCAAAUUAGUCCUACAAAGAUUUCAAUAACUAUUUGUUUUUGGCUUCUUCUUACAGUAACAUUUUCUUAUUUCAUUCUGGAACUCGAUCAAUAUUUUAAGGAAUGCAAAAGAUUUAUACAAAAUUUAUCUUCACAAUAAAUAACGAUUCCAUUU
This is a messenger RNA of Mercenaria mercenaria, 1606 nucleotides long. Its product is annotated as slit homolog 3 protein-like. The transcript has 2 exons. Bases 158 to 1204 code for a protein of 348 amino acids. The record is from RefSeq and is a predicted model, not a curated record. Lineage: Eukaryota; Metazoa; Mollusca; Bivalvia; Venerida; Veneridae.